GCAUGGUCCGCCUUUGUCUGCAGAAUCUCACUUUCCUACCCUCAUUGAGAAGACAUGGGCGAGUCAAAUCACUGGCGAAUGAAAUUAAACAAUUACCUCCAGGCGAACGGAGGCAACCAUAUACUGUCGUGGGAUAUCUCCCAGAGCGGCCCUCUGCAUCGCCCUGUGUGGGCAGCAGUAGCUUACAUUCGAGGCGUCGAGUACGGCAGAAGCACCGGCUCUAGCCAAGACGCUGUCAAGGAGGAGGCCGCGCGACAAACGCUAGCGGCGCUGCAGCACGACAGAGGCAUGAGAGGAUGAUUCCAUGCGUCCCGCGUCUUUCGUAUGCUGUCACUUUGCUAUUGCUAUUGUUAUCGUUAUAUUCUGCCUCACUCCGCCAUCGUCACCCAAGGACACUCUGGAUAAAUUAUUCUGCUAUGGAUUCAUCCCCGCAUGAGCAUCGGACUUUGUCUUGUAGAUGCUAUAUCCAUCGUAACUCUAUUAUGUAUGCCCUCAACUCGCUGUCUCAUUUUCAACUAGCAUCGUAUUGC
Messenger RNA from Laetiporus sulphureus 93-53, 530 nucleotides. RefSeq lists its product as uncharacterized. The transcript has 4 exons. The record is from RefSeq and is a predicted model, not a curated record. NCBI's taxonomy places the organism in Eukaryota, Fungi, Basidiomycota, Agaricomycetes, Polyporales, Laetiporaceae. Bases 55 to 300 code for a protein of 81 amino acids.